GCUCCUGCGGGUGCGGGCGGGGCAGCAAUUCUAAGGCUGGCGCGCGCGUGGGCCAGGUCUUCAGUGCUUGCUGAGUACCGGAGCGUCCGGCGUCUGUCGAUCUCCUCAUCAUGGGUGACAAUGACUCUUCGAGCUCCAGCAGCUGCUUUCCGAAGUACCUGAAGCACCUCUCUGGAGAUGGCAAAGCCAUCGGUGUCCUGACCAGCGGCGGGGAUGCCCAAGGCAUGAAUGCUGCUGUCCGUGCUGUAGUGCGCAUGGGAAUCUACACAGGGGCCAAAGUGUACCUUAUAUAUGAGGGUUACCAAGGCAUGGUGGAUGGAGGCUCCAAUAUUGUGGAAGCCAAAUGGGACUGUGUCUCCAGCAUUCUACAAGUGGGUGGGACCAUCAUCGGCAGUGCGCGUUGCAAAGCCUUUCGCAGCCGUGAAGGGCGCCUGAAAGCUGCCUGUAACUUGGCGCGCUUGGGCAUAACCAAUCUGUGCGUAAUCGGUGGGGAUGGAAGUCUCACAGGAGCCAAUCUUUUCCGGAAGGAGUGGACCGGACUUCUGGAAGAGCUGGUUCAGAAUGGUGAGAUCGAUAAAGACACACUGCAGAAGCACUCCUACCUCAACGUGGUGGGCAUGGUGGGCUCCAUUGACAAUGACUUCUGUGGCACAGACAUGACCAUUGGUACAGAUUCAGCUCUGCACCGAAUUAUUGAAGUUGUUGAUGCCAUCAUGACCACUGCCCAGAGCCACCAGAGGACUUUCGUCCUGGAGGUGAUGGGGAGACACUGUGGUUACUUGGCCUUGGCAAGUGCCUUGGCUUGUGGUGCCGACUGGGUGUUCCUUCCAGAGUCUCCACCAGAGGAAGGUUGGGAGGAAGACAUGUGCCUCAAACUCUCAGAGAACCGUGCCCAAAAAAAGAGGCUGAAUAUCAUCAUUGUGUCUGAAGGAGCAAUUGACACCCAAAAUAAGCCAAUCACCUCUGACAAAAUCAAGGAGCUUGUGGUGAAACAUUUGGGCUUUGACACCCGAGUCACCAUUCUUGGACAUGUCCAACGAGGAGGGACUCCUUCUGCAUUCGACAGGAUUUUGGCCAGCCGUAUGGGAGUGGAGGCUGUCAUUGCCUUGCUGGAAGCUACUCCCGAGACCCCAGCCUGUGUCGUGUCACUAAAUGGAAACCAAGCUGUGCGCCUGCCUCUGAUGGAGUGUGUGCAAAUGACCCAGGAUGUACAGAAGGCAAUGGAUGAAGGGAGAUUUAAGGAAGCUGUAAAACUCAGAGGAAGGAGUUUUGAGGGAAACCUGAACACCUACAAGCGUCUUGCCAUUAAGCUUCCUGAUGACAAGAUCGUCAAGAGCAAUUGUAAUAUAGCCAUCAUCAACGUAGGGGCACCUGCCGCCGGGAUGAAUGCAGCCGUGCGCUCCGCUGUUCGCGUCGGAAUUGCAGAUGGCCACAAGAUGUUUGCCAUCUAUGACGGCUUUGACGGCUUCGCCAAUGGCCAAAUCAAAGAAAUCAGCUGGGGAGACGUUGGAGGUUGGACGGGACAAGGAGGGUCCAUUCUUGGGACGAAACGCACCCUACCCGGAAAGUACCUGAAGAAGAUAGCAGAACAGAUGCAUUUCCAUAGCAUCAAUGCUCUCCUGAUCAUUGGCGGAUUUGAGGCCUACCUGGGACUCCUAGAGCUGGCAGCUGCCCGGGAGAAACAUGAGGAGUUCUGUGUCCCCAUGGUUAUGGUUCCUGCUACUGUCUCCAACAAUGUGCCGGGUUCCGAUUUCAGCAUCGGGGCAGACACGGCUCUGAACACUAUCACAGACACAUGUGACCGCAUUAAACAGUCGGCCAGUGGGACCAAGCGCCGGGUGUUCAUCAUUGAGACCAUGGGCGGAUACUGUGGCUACCUGGCCAACAUGGGGGGACUUGCAGCGGGAGCUGAUGCUGCCUACAUCUUUGAAGAGCCCUUUGACAUCCGAGAUUUGCAGUCCAACGUCGUGCACUUGACGGAGAAAAUGAAGUCCAGCAUCCAGAGGGGCCUCGUACUCAGAAACGAAAACUGCAGUGUAAAUUACACCACUGACUUCAUCUAUCAGCUCUACUCAGAGGAGGGGAAGGGAGUGUUUGACUGCAGGAAAAACGUGCUGGGACACAUGCAGCAGGGGGGAGCACCUUCUCCAUUCGAUAGAAACUUUGGAACCAAAAUUUCUGCCAAAGCUAUGGCGUGGAUCUCCGCGAAACUGAAGGGGUCAAUGGGCACAGGGAAAAAAUUUGUUAGCGAUGAUUCCAUUUGUGUCCUGGGAAUUUGCAAGAGAGAUCUCCUGUUCCAACCAUUGGCAGAGCUGAAGGAUAAAACUGACUUUGAGCACCGUAUCCCCAAGGAGCAGUGGUGGCUGAAACUGCGGCCGAUCAUGAAGAUCUUGGCCAAAUAUGAGGCAAGCUACGACAUGUCCGAUUCAGGCAAGCUGGAGCCCUUGCAGCACCACCACCAGGAAGAACUAUCGGCCAUCUGAUCUCGUUAUGCCAUCACCUGACCUGCACACUUAUCUAGGGAAGCCUGUAAUGUUCUCCAGGGACCAUCCUUUUCUGUAACAUAAUUAUUUAUCAGCACUUUAUGCAAGAAUUGUUGACCAGGUAUUGUCAGCAGUAAUAAUCAGAGAGCACCACUUGCCAUAACCAUUGACACAGCAGACCCUAAGACAUAAAACCCAGCUUCACACGCUUGUUCAAGUGUCAGUUUUCUACUGUAUGGGGUACUGUCUUGUGCUUUACCAUGUGUGUGUCUUGUGGGAUUAAACAUUUGGUUACAACUCCCAUGGUACUUGGUUUAUUAAGUAGGAGCCUGAAACCUCAAGAUGAUUUUUUUCCCCAUGCCACCGAAGGUUUCCUUAGCAGUUUCGUGGUCAGAGUUUAGCAGGGACCCUGCAAAUACAAAGUCUUAAGAGGAGAGGAAAGAAGACACAGUGUCAGCCACCAGCUAUGUGUCAUUUAGUCAGCAUGCACUCCUCUGUGGCUAUACUGAAAGUCCAUGGAUGGUGUGUGAUGGGUCAGGGGAUCUGAGUUUGACCCUCAUGGACAUGUUACUCGCAGAGACAGACAAAUCUCUUGAGUGUGGCCAGCCACCCUAGUCUGCUUAGUGACUCCAGGCCAGCAAGGGAACCUGUUUCGAAAAUCAAGAGAAAAAACAAGGUGGAUGCUACCUGAUGAAGUCUCCUAGCCUAUGCAUAUGUAUGCAGACUAUCUUUUCUCAGUCUCACCUCCACCCCUUCCCCCCAACCCCCAACUCACACACAUAUGCACACACUGGCCUGGGACCUAAGCAUGGUGAUUACCUGGCCUUAACACUGACAGACCAUACAUGUGAGAAGAUUAUUAACUCCAAGUUUAUGAUGUUAGUUAUUUUAGGGGUAGCCUGGAAUUUGCUUUGGUAGACCAGACCAACUUUGAGCUGGCAGAGAUCCUACUGUUUCUGCCUCCCAAGUGCUAGGAUUAAGAUGUACUUCACUACUCCAAGCCAGGUUUAUGAUCUUUUCAAAUCAGGUCACAUACAGAAUUUUAAAAGGACAAGUUUAAACUAGUGAUUCUCAAUUUCAACCUUGGUUGUACACCAAAGCUGCCAAGGUUCAGAAGGACAAUCUGGUAUCGGCCUCUUCAUCAAAAGCAGCCAGCAUGCUGGGUUUUCACCCUCUGGAAGAUUUUAACUCGCUGUUUAGGGUUAAUGAUGGGGUCUGUGGCAAAAGCUCAUUCACUCUACUCCACAAUGCCCCUGAUGAGCUGAUCGGCAGGGCAAAGCAGCCCUGCCUCUUGUCACUAGUCUGUGUGUUCUCACUUCUGCCUAAAGGCAUCCUCUAGAUAUCCACACAGCAGAAAUAAGGAAAUCUUUACAGAGAAAAAGGAUGACUAAAUGUUGUUAGUUGUGUUUGAGGAUAAAUAAAUGAAACAGACGAUCAGUUUUCUUUCUGUCCCAGUAAAGACAGGGCAAAAGCUUGAGGUAACAACGUAACCAGGCUUGUGGAUGCUCACAGGAUGGCUCUGUGGAGCUCCGCAUCUACAUUCUCCUUCAGGCCUGCGGGGUGACCACACAACCACCAUGCAAAGCUCUACACUUCUUGUAUUUAUCCUAAAUGAUCUAUUUGCUCUUAGUGUUUCUGUGUAUGAAUGUUUUGCCUACAUGCGUGUCUGUGCACCAGAUGCAUGCAUGCAGUGCUGGUAGGAUCUUGAAGAGGACAUGAGAUCCCUGGAAACUUCAGUUCCGAUGGUUCUGAGCUGCUAUUUAAAAGCUAACAACCCAGACCUGGUCUCUUGCAAGAGCAACAAGUGCUUUUUAGCUGCUAAGCCAUUUUUCUUAAAUGAAGGUCUAACCAUUAAUUUUAAUGUAGUAAGUUACUGUUUGAAAUAAUGACUAAAGCCCAGGCAGGCUGCAGUUGGUUUUUAUAUUUAAAAUAAAUGUUCUAAGCUUAGUAAUGUUUCAGAAGUUUAAUUUGUUCAUUGUUGCCAUUUAAUGCAUGAUUAAUGAAUUUCUUCAUGGUUACAGUAUUUCCUUAAGAGUUUCUGCCCAGCUUGCCAGUCAAUAAACAUCUUUGGUUGGAUUUU
Arvicanthis niloticus (Nile rat) is the source of this 4563-nucleotide messenger RNA. RefSeq names its product phosphofructokinase, platelet (gene Pfkp). NCBI's taxonomy places the organism in Eukaryota, Metazoa, Chordata, Mammalia, Rodentia, Muridae. The record is from RefSeq and is a predicted model, not a curated record. Gene Ontology annotation, cellular component: membrane; 6-phosphofructokinase complex; cytoplasm. Gene Ontology annotation, biological process: fructose 1,6-bisphosphate metabolic process; fructose 6-phosphate metabolic process; canonical glycolysis. Gene Ontology annotation, molecular function: 6-phosphofructokinase activity; monosaccharide binding; identical protein binding.